Molecule: messenger RNA, 9670 nt
Organism: Xyrichtys novacula (pearly razorfish)
Lineage: Eukaryota; Metazoa; Chordata; Actinopteri; Labriformes; Labridae
Source: the annotation of a GenBank genome assembly
AGUAAAAACACUGCAGCAGCAUUCAGACUGAAGCUUCCAGACUCUCAUGGUUCAGACUGACGCUCAGCUCUCCUUAGUGACCACACACACACACACACACACACACACACACACACUCACGCACACACACACACACACACACACACACACUGUCCAGCAGAGGACAGAAAAAAGAGUCUGAUCGACUCUCAUCAUGUUAAUUGUUACCUGAUCAGCUGAUGGAGACGCUCUGUUGCCAUGGAAAUUUUUAACCAUUUAGGAAAAUGUGAAAUUGAUCCUGCAGAGGUCACAGUGUGCUGGACUCAGGUUCUGACUCGACAUUGGAUCGGUCCUCGGUGGACCUGGGACAGGACUUGGACUUGAGGGUUUCUGGUCAUUCAGGAGAUUAAAUGAAGUCUCUUCACUUGGGGGACCAGAUGAAGUGAUGAGUUAUUAUGAGAUGAAGUGAUGAGUUAUUAUGAGAUGAAGUGAUGUUGCUCAGUAAGUGUGUGUUGUGUGUUCCUGCUGUUAUUCCUGAUUAUAAAUGUUUAAAGAAUGAUUGAAAAUGUCAAAAUUAAUGAAACCAUAGUUGUCUCAGCUUCUUCAUUUCAUCUUGACAGCAUUUAAUUCUUUUUUAACUCCGAGCUAAAAAUGUCUCUAGAUUUUAUUUCGGAAAUUUGUUCACUUUAGUGUAAAUACUGAAAGUUAGAAAUCCUCUGACGGUUUUUAUGGGACUUUUAUUUAGAGACUCACUAGAAAAGAACAAGUCUCUGCACUCAGCAUCUGAACAAAUGCAAAUUUCGUCAAUAAUUCAGACUGCAGCAGCCGAGGGGAGAUGCAGGCAGGCUAGAAAGAGAGCAAAAUAUGGGCCUGUGCAGAGGAAGCAAGCAGACAAGGAAAAGGGCAAAAUUUGUGAAGGUGGAAGAGCAGCAGAAGGUAAGUAAAUGUAACAAAGUUAAAAAUGUGUUUUAUAAAUAAGUGUAUUUUGAGAAUUUAAUGUAAUUCUAGUUUUUAUUUGUGAAUUUUAUCUUAAUAAGUUCCUCGACUGUUUGUUCACAUUAAUGGUUCAGAUAAUAACAAUACUGGCUUCUGUCCCUCUUGGGCUUCCGUAAAUAAACAGUAAAUCGAUCAACUUCAUCAAUACAUAAAUGUUUGGAGUUCAUGUCAGACGGAUUUAAAUAUUUAUUGUUUUAAUUUCAACACGCUGACCUGAACUCGAGUUUUUCUGUCCUACUCAGUCAACACUUUGACUCAUCGCCAUGGAGACGGACACACUGUUAACCACUUCCUGUGAUCACAAUGUAGUUAAACACACACACACACACACACACACACACACACCCUCUGUGUCUGUUUUUCUUUCUGAUGCCCCCCCACACACACACACCACAAUCCGACAUUUUUGUGACCAAAAUAAAAAAUAAGAUAAAAAUAAAUAAAUCAAACUGCGACAAAGUUUACAAUCAAUAAACUGAUGAAAAUUUGUAUUUUCUACUGGCAGGAACAAAAACUUCAUUUCUUACAUGUAAAAAGUUUUAAAAGUGUCACUUUAAUAAAGCAGUAAAAUAAAAUAAAAUAAAGACGUUAGAUUUAGUUUCUGAAAUGGUGAUGGAGAUCAUUCUGCAGAGAUUCUUCAGCCCAACAAUCCAGAUCUGUUAGAAAAUGUGAAGUUGGCGAUUUGUCGUCAGUCAGUUUGUGAGUUUUCUUUAAUCUUUGAUUCAGAGUCUGCAGCUGGAUGAGGAUCUUUUGUUACUUUUAGUUCCUGGUACUUUUACUGCAGUGAAGACCUGUAAGCGCCCCGUCUGUGUCUGUUUGAGUUUCAGGAGUUUGAUCUGCAGGAAGUGGGCGGCAGCAAAAGCCUCAGCUGAACCACAGAAAGCCAUCGCUCUCACCAAAUCGAAGAGGCCAUCAGGUGACCUCAGAUCAGGGUUAAAACACUCUGCAGAGGCUGCCACACCCGAUAGGACAGAGUUAUACACUCGCCACACCUGAAAGGACAGGGUUGAACAAACGCCACACCUGACAGGACAGGGUUAAACAAUUGCCACACCUGACAGGACAGGGUUAAACACUUGCCACACCUGACAGGACAGGUUCAAACACUUGCCACACCUGAUAAGACGGGGUUAAACACUCGCCACAUCUGAUAGGAGGGGUUUAUCUCAGUAAUUUCUCACAUUUCCUCAGUUAUCUGAUUUGACCUUAAAAACCGUGUAAGUCAUGAUUUACUCUGCGGGUGGGGGUGGGGGGUGUUAAAAUAAAGAAGCCUAGAAUAGAGUUCGGAAAAAAAUGUGUGUGUGAUGAUUAAGAUGAAGUGAGUCCCAAGAAUCACACUCAUACACACACAGUGUGUUCCAGUCUCAUCAUGGAUGUUUGGCUUAUCUGCAGCACUUUGAUUCUGUUGUUACCUGUAAGAGAAGGUGAGGAAACACACACACACACACACACACACACAUACACACACACACACACACACACACACAUUGAAGAUGCAGUGCUGUACCUCGUCCUUGUGUCUUUAGUCUUAUUGUUUUUGAGUUUCCUCUUUUUUGUCUCAGCUGAUUUUCAGAGAAGAAAACUGUUAAUGUUUAAUCUGGAUUAAAAGUUAAAUCUGGAUUAAAUGUUCAAUCUGAAUGAAUUGUUAAACAUGGAUUAAAUGUUAAAUCUGAAUUAAAUGUUGAAUUUGGAUUAAACGUUAAAUCUGGAUGAAAUGUUUAAUCUUUAUUAAAUGUUAUAUCUGUGUGAUUGGUGGUUAGGGUACAGAGGUAGAACAUCUGCCUCUGUCUAAAGGGGAUGGUCUUAAGAUCUAAAAAUUAAUCUGAAUCUCAAAUAACUGAAUGAAUUAUUUUAACCUUUUUGUUUUUACUGUGUUUAUGAAACCGUCUCCUGUUCAGCUUAUAAAAUCCUUCCAAACAUGACAUUAAUCUGAUUUUAGGUUUUAACUUUUGAUGAACAUGUUCUCAGUCCGACCAACAAAAGCACAUUUAUAACAGGAUCGAUAACACUGACAUCAGUGUUUAUAUGAGUUUAUAACAGAGUUUAUAACAGUGUUUAUUACAGCAUUUAUAUCAGUUUAAAUGAGUUUAUAACAGUGUUUAUAACAGGAUCUAUAACACUGACAUCUAUGUUAUAACUGUGUUUAAAUGAGUUUAUAACACUAUAUAUAACAGCAUUUAUAACAGUGUUUACAACAGCGUUUAUAAGAGUGUUUAUAACAGUGUUUAUAACAGUGUUAGUGUCAUUCAAUUUCCUGUUAUACUCAUUCAAACCCUGCCGUGCUAACAGGCUUCCUCCACUCAGAGUUCAGAGGAUCAGUGUUGUUUGUGUUUUUUUUUUUCAGUCAAAAUUAAUAAUCUUCAAAUCUUGAGUCUAAAAAUCAUUCCUGAUUUUCUUCUCUGCCCUCCCAGCCGCCCUCGGCUCUGGAGACGAUGGCUGGUCUAUGAACGUGCAGUCGGAGGUCAGAGCCAUCGAGGGUUACCCUGUGGUGCUGCCCUGCACCUUUAGCCACCCCCAGCAUUCCCAGCAUUCCUCACUGCAGGUGCUGUGGCGCCUGGGCCACGGACAGAGCGCCACGGUCCUGUACCGCUGCACCAGCCACUCAGGGACCACCACCUGUGAACCGGGACCCCAGCAGGACCAACGCUACCGGCUCGAGGGGAACCCAAGGGAGCAUGACCUGUCACUGCGGAUCAACAGCGCCACCCUACAGGACAGCGGGCGCUACUACUGUCGAGUGGAAAUCCUGGGACGAGAACAUAUCAGCUUCGAGGACAAGAUGGGAACCAAACUACGGGUGGAGAGUAUGAGUAAAAUACAUUUAUGACCUGUAACAUUUACAGACACAUGCUCAUUCACGUACUGUCCUUUAGUUGCUGAUUGAUCUGAUCAUUUGUGCAUGUGGUUGCCACAGACUGAACAAAAAAAGAGACUCUGAAACACUAAGAACUGACUCCAAAGUCGAAGUGAAAUAAACACUUGUCAAACACGGUUUCUGUCAGUGUAGUUUGCUCUUGUUACGCUGUUUUCUGUCAAAGUUUUCAUUUUUUUAGUUGAGAUAGAAAAUUUGAUGUUGUAAAGGGGAGUAAUGUCGUAACAGAUGAUCAUUUAAAUGCUGAUUAGACUUUUCUUUAUCUCCAAAAACAAUCUUUUCCAGCAGGGGGCGCACUCAUCUCUGUCCCUCUUCUUCUUGCAGCUCCUCCAAAGAUCAUCGCUCUCAUGGUAGAGGGUACGGAGCGGUCUGGCUUCAGCGCAGUGUGUCGGGUUCUGGGCUCCCCGCUGCCUGAUGUACAGUGGUUUGGCCUGGAUGACCUUCUGGAAGGUUCUGUGUUAGGCCCGCUGGCUCAGGGCACCCAGCCUCAUUCCUACCAGACCAUCAGCCAGCUGAGGGACGUCGAGCCAGGUCAGCAGUAUACCUGCAGUGCCUCCAACCCACUGGGUCGAGAACAGGCCACCCUGUAUGUGCUGCCCCCCCGACCUCCAUUGUCAGUGGGCGGGGCCUCACCUCCUCUUGUGCUUCUCCUUUCCCUGUCUCUGGGGGCAAAGGUCAUCCUGCUCGUGGUGUGCAUGGUGCAAGGAGGAGCUCUGCAGGUGGUCAGCUGCUGGUGGAAGUGAACAGCUCUCAUCUCCUGAAUCGCUUCUUCCUUUAACUCUAUUUUCACAAAAACUCAUUUCCUCAUAUAUUCUCAUUUUAGAAAAACUCAUUUCCUUGUUUAUUCUCAUCUCACAAAAACCCACUUUCUCUUUAAUUCUCAUUUUACAAAAACUCAUUCUCUCAUAUAUUCUCAUUUUAUGAAGUGUAAACACUUUCUAAUUUCUAUAGGAACCAAAAUCUAAGCAACCAAACCAGAUCCAAGUAACCAGAUUUUUAGUAACCUGACUCUAAGUUACCUGAUUCUAUAUUACCUGACUCUAUUAGGCAUGUAACAAUUCGCUCAAGUCACGAUUCAAUCCGAGUCACAAAUAUUAGGUUCACGAUACGAUUUUUCACGAAACUAUUUCCCAGAGAAAUUACUUGAUUUUCUUUCUUUUUUUUUAUUUCUCUGACAAUACAGUAUUUUUUUCUUCUUUCUUUCACAAUAACAACACUGUUUUUCCUCUUUCAACAAUUCAGUAUUUUCUUAUUUCUUUCAAAAAUAACAUUGGUGUUUUUCUUUUAUCUUCUACUAAAUAAAUAUUGUAAUGGAAAAUGACAGGAGGUAGCAUCUAUCAUUUCUCUCGUACACAAAUACUGUAUCAAAGCCAUUUUCAAAGGCAAGUGCACUAUGCUUUUUCAAUACUGUAGCAGCAUAUAAGGCAGGUAAACCAAAACUGUUAUAGAACUCUUAAACUUUAUAACCCUCUGUAAACUUAAGAAUUGCCCUUUUCCUGAGGUAAGCCUACUGUUGGCCAGUUACUAGGCACUUACAGACUUUUUUUUGGUCUUCACAUAAAAGGAAAUGGUUUCAAAACAAAGUUGGUCAGUGAGGCACUUACAGACAUUAGUUUUCUGUGUCUUCACAAAAAUGAAAGUUUCACAAUAAAUUCCUGAUAAAAUAAAGAAUAACUUAAAAUAUAUAUUUGCCUUGCCAAAAAUAAAAAUUCAAACACACAAAAUAAAAUCUCAAAACAAACUGGUCUUAGUCACUUAUUCUUUGGAGUUUACAUUACCACUUUCAUGCCAAUUUUUUUUUUCAGGAAUACCAGUCGAUCUACAUUCUCAGGCAGCAGCUGAGCUCUUGCUGCCGUUAUGACAUCCCCUGGUGUUGAAAAGACUCUCUCACUAGGGACAGAGGUGGCUGGUAUGGAGAGAAAGAUGCCUUCCUGAUAUAGAACCACUCAUUAUAUUAUUGUUAUUAAUAAAAUAUUAUGUUUGUUCAGCAUCAGACAGCUUAAUACAUUAUUUGAUUAUUUUCAGCAUUAGAAAUAGAGAUUAUUAUAUGAGUAAAUAAAUACCUGGUUAAACUGCAAAGCUUUCUCCUUCAGCCUGCGGAAAACAUCCCGGCGAUGUACUUCAUCCAGAUGAGGCAGGUUGAGGAAUCUGGUGUCUAAAGCGGUGUACUCCACUAGGUACUCCAACUCCUCUGUGUACCUGCUGGACAGGUUUGUGAGGAUGUCUCUCUUCAUUCUGGCCACUGUGGAUGUAUCUUCUUCACUGGGUUGCAUCUUAAUUUCAAUCCCAUGCUUUAAGGGCGAAGUGAGAGAGACAGUGGGUUUUUUUUCAUCCAUCAUCACAGUGGUUGCCUUUUUCAGGGGUUUCAGAAGCUCCACCAUGUCAGUUACAUCUUGUAGGUCUGAGUUACUCAGUGUAUCCAGAUUGCCAGCAUUUUUUUGGAUUGAGUCAGUGAGGAGAGUGAGUGCAAUGGCUUCUCUUAGUUCCAGGUACCUUUCCAGCAUAUCCAGAGUGCUGUUCCAGUGCGUUGUGACAUCAAUGAUGAGCUUCUUAGGUUUCUUCUUUUUCUUCUUCAUUGCGUCACCAGUGUCCCCGUCACCAGUGCCCUCGUCACCAAUGUCGCCUUCACCAGUCUCCCCGCCGCUGUUGUCAUCUGCAAGCUCUUGAGCAAUCAUCAGUUGUUUCUGUUUGGCCAGUAACACAGCAGUUGCUGUAGGGCUUCGGUGGAAGAAGGCCACAACACGCCUCACACAAUCCAGUAGGCGAUCAACAGCAUUUACUUUCAGCCCCGCUUUCGUGGCCAAGUUUAGAGUGUGGGCAAAACAUUUAACAUGGGGGGGAACCCGUCUGCCUCUCUCACCGCAACCUCCAUGUUGCUCGCGUUGUCAGUCACUAUGGCGAUGUCAAGAUUACCUCGUCUUAGAUUCCAUUCCGUGAAUGCAGCUGUCAGAACUUCACUAAUGUUGACACCAGUGUGUGCCUCGUACAUGGUGCGAGUUUGGAGAACAUGAUUUGCGAUGGUCCACUCGCUUGUAAUACCAUGGGCUGUUAUCGUGAUGUAGCUCUCCGUUGCCCUGGAUGUCCAGCUGUCUGUUGUUAUUGAAACGUAAUCUAGGUCUUGGAGGGUCUUGAUCACGUUUUCUUUUGUGUCGUCGUACAGUGCUGGUACCAAUUUAUUGCUGACAGGAUACGGUAUCUUGGCUCGAACUUAUUUAUCAUGUACCGAAAACCUACGCCAUCCACGGUAGCGUACGGCUUCAUGUCUUUGGCCAUCAUGUAAGCAAUGGACUGGGUCAGCGCUGUUGCUCGUUGCUCCCUCCGGGCGAGGGGGGCUUCGGUGGACAACGUGGAUUGGCCUGCGAUCAAACGUUUCUUUGGGACAUCUGAAGGGGGUGACUGUAGCUUCUCAUACUUGUCUUUAUGGUAGCGGGAUAAAUGCUGCAUCAUGUUGCUUGUGUUGGUUUUGUAAGGAACCUGUAUCUUGCAAUACCUGCAGAUGGUGUGUUUCUUAUUGAUUACCUUUUCGCCGUUUUCUUUUGUAGUUCAAGGAAAUCCAAAAUGCUUCCACACUUCUGAUUUAAAAGUGACCGGAGCUGGCACUAUCUCCACAUCACUGGGUUCGACCACCCCCGCCAUGUCUCUCGUUUUCUUUUCUCUUUAUUUUCUUCCCGUGUCUCUCUCUUCUCUUUGCAUUCGCAUCUCUCCAUUCAUGUGAGUUGUUGUAUUUUACAAAACAUCCCCAUGACGCUCCUCUUUUUCCCUCCUUUUCCUCUGUAACGAGACAACUGCUUUCUGCUAUCCACAUUGAAUCCACCCCUCAAAGGAAUGCAGGCUCCCCUGGUUUGGAUAGGAAAUGGGGGAGAAACGGUUUGCACACCAAGUUCCCAUUUACGACCCAGGAAACCAUUUGGGAGGUGAUAGUGAAUUUUUAACGCUUCCCAAAAAGGACAAGUUGCUUAUCAACCACACAGACCCAUAAACACGGAGUCUCUCACCCUGGCUGGGAAAGAUCAGAAUUGACACUUCAGGAUUAACCCAAUGACCUAAAAGGGAAAACAAGCCAGUUGGCGCCAAAUCCGAAAAACCAGAUACCGGCCAUAAAAUUCCUUGGCUUUCUUUACAGAGCAGAAGGAAGAGGAUGCCUGAAAAUGGUUUAACUUCAUGUUUAAUGGACACUUCACCAGAAUUUUCUGUCUGUACACCACAUUCCUAAUGAAAUGGUCUUUUUCCCAAUUCUGUAACAUAUCCACAAGCCAAACUGUUAACUUCACAAAUUUAUUCCAGGUUUUCCAUGGACCAAGAGCUCCUCCUAGUGGUGAUGCCUGAAUAUGGUUUGAUCAGAGCCAAAUGGCAGGGAUCUAAUCAUGUGUAUUUCUUACCUUUUGUUUUACACGCUUCGUAGCUUAGUAAAUGGUAUUCCCGAGAUAGGCUAGUAGUUUAGAAGUAGUAACGUGAAACUCGUUUAAACUCAAGUUAAGAGUUUCUGAAUGUAUCCAUACUAUGCUUUUGUCUACCUCACACAAAUAUAUAUAUUAAUCAUCUAUGAAGCAUGAUUGACAAGGUUAUAGUGUUGUCAAAUAUUAUUACGGACGUGUUUCUUAUGCUGGAUGGUGUUUCUGUUCGAAUAGAUAAUUUGUUUUCUGUCCCUCUCUAACUUUUAAAAGUCGUUAAUCCUCUGUUUUGUUUUAUCAAGAAGACGGCUGAUCAAAAGUUUACUGUUUUCAAUGUCAUGCUUUAAUGCAUCUGCUCAUAAGAAACAAUGAAGUGAAAUGUGAUCGUAUGUGAUGUUACAAACAGUUUAAUCAUAGUGAGUGAGUAAAUUAGAUCUAGCUCGCUUUUGCUAUCAAGUUGAGUUAAUUCACUGCCAGUCGAUGGGCUGCAUUGGGGAGGUCCCCCCCUUUUCUCAUCUUUGGUUCACGCCUACGGUGAAUCGCUUAAAAGAGUUGAGAUUUUGCCGCCUCUUUAGUCUUGUUUUAGUUUUUGUCUUGUUUUUCUUCAGUCUAGUCUUGUUUUGUUUUAAUCUAGUUUGUCUUCUUCGUAGUUUUCUUUGUCUCCAUCUAUAGUUCGCAAUUUUCCCUGCGUUUUUAUUAAUUGCCUUAAGCUCAGAUUUUUGUUCUAAACUUGGAUGAAAUCAUCCCCAAGUCCUUAAAGCCUCAGUAACAAGCUGCGCGCAUAAGAUAACCUCAGUCUAAGUCUUUUUAUUUAUUUUUGUUCGCUAAAGUGACUCCUGAAGAUAAUAUCGGCUGGCCAGCGAAAUUAUUUUCUUAAGUUAUUGGCGCGAAUUAAUCUGCAACUAAGCUAGUCCUGAACGCCGACCAGCAUCAUCUGCCAAGCUGCUUUGCCACCUGGUUCCGAGAGGCCCAGAGAUCCGAAGUAUCUAACGGCGCUGACACGGUCCUGAAGCUGAGAUCCAAACACGGCGGAAGAACUCCCCGCCGAACCUUCAGUAUCCGGUCCGGUAGCCACAGAACUUCAGCUGAUCCAUCCCAAGAGUGCCGCUGAGAACCGACGUCCAAAGUAGGCUAAAUCCUCGAAAUUGCUGUGAUUAGAACUGGGUGAUGCCGUCAACCGUUCAGUAGCUUAUUCUCAUAAGUUAUAGUUUAGUUCUCCAAAUUCCUUUUUAAUUUACCCUCGUAACUCCGUUAACGUAGGUCAAAUUUCCCCUUUAUUCACUCACUAUUAUUAACCUCCAGUCUUAGGUUUAAUUUAAACCAUUCCUUCGUUUAUUCAUUAGAUGUGCUUUGAUUUGCUCAUUAUUUGAUCAUCAUUUAUUGACGUUUUGUUAUCAUAUAGCUUGUUAAUAAAUUGUCCAUUUAAUUUUAA